Messenger RNA from Fimicolochytrium jonesii, 2693 nucleotides. RefSeq lists its product as uncharacterized. The transcript has 10 exons. The record is from RefSeq and is a predicted model, not a curated record. Lineage: Eukaryota; Fungi; Chytridiomycota; Chytridiomycetes; Spizellomycetales; Powellomycetaceae. The coding region runs from base 1 to 2514 and encodes 837 amino acids.
AUGUCCCGAGUAUCACAGGCUUUGCCGGCGGGAUUGCCUGCCGCCCCAAAGCCUUUGAACGUCCCUAAUGAGUUGAAUCAAACCAAAAAUCAAAUCACAAAUGCCAGGACCGGCGUCGAGACGUACGAGAAAGCCUUUCGGGAGAGCUUGACCUUCAAGCGAGCCCAGUUCCAACCGUAUGCGAUAUUCUCCGCAGAAGUGCCCACCACAUCCAUGACGAGCGACGAGGACUAUGCCAAUGAAAUGAUCUUGAGAGCUAAGGAUGCAUUGUUGCGGCAGAGUGGCCAAAAAAAGAAGCUGGAGGAGGAGCAUGCCAAUCAAAAGCUGGACUCGGAGGAACAGCUCAGGCUCAAGGUCGCCACUACCCGGAGAAAGUUUCAGGCAAAGAAAUCGCUGCUCGAAGCGGGCCCAAAGUUUGUCCAUCACUUUUGCUGCACAUAUGGUCCAGUCCUUCACGUGCACGGUCUCACUUCCCGGCUGUAUGUGGCCUUCGCAUCCAAUACAUGGCUCGAGUUCUGGGAAUUCGCACCCGGCUCCACGCAGCCGACGCUCCGCAACGUCAUCCAAGACCUUCCUACGGAUGCCAUCACCUCCGUCUUGCAUCUCUUCACUCACGAGAAAUCGGCGCAAACAGCGGAAGAGCUAGACAUUUCUGGCUCAAGUAGCGGAGAUGCUGAUUCAAUCGACGUCAACGACGAUGAACCCAUUCGGCUCUCAGUGUCGUCGCAGAGGGCAUCUCGUGUCGUUUCCCCACCUCCGCCACCAUUAAAAAUGACGAUCAAGUCCUUACGUGAGUCACAGAAACCAUCUCAACCAGCGCCCACAGGCGGCGCCGUGGCAAAAGAAGAUAAGGGAAGCAAAACCCGACUUUGGGGACCCUCAACCGCCGCCUCGCGAGCACCUUCCGCUAGGCGACGAGUGAUCGGAAACGUUCUUGAGGAGGAUGAAGAAGAAGACGACGAGGAAAACUCCGAUGACAAAGCUGAAGACGCAAAUCUGGGCUCCGGGACCGAACUCGCACAGGAAGAGCCAGAGACGCUUGAGCCUGCCGAGUCAAUGCCGUUCACUUUGUCAAAGCAUGUCUUCUUUUUGGGAUGUGCAACGGGUGCAGGGGUUUUAUUGACCAUCGAGGUCGUGUUCGACCGAGCAGCGGAUACUCUGACGUAUACCUGCAAUGUUCACAAUCAACGUCGCCUCUCGAGGGCAGCGAUCCGAAGUUGCUGCUUUGUGGAUUACGACGAUGUUGUCGUCUGCCUCGUGUCGCACACCGGAAGCGAUCAGAUCCUCGCGGCGUACAACCUUGAUCUGGAGGAUGAGUGGCAAUGCAAAGGCGAUGUGCUGAAGUAUAUCGCUAAAGACAAGCAACUCAAAGUCAUUGCGCAGACGCGGUUGGAGUCCGUGAGAGAGAGUCUGGGGCUGGAGGACGACCGGCCGACGGCAAAUCUGGAUGAUUCCUUCAUCACAGCCUUUUGCGCCGACAGCGUGCAACGAUACCUGCUGAUAGCCAUGAAAUCCGGAGCACUCCUGCGUCUUAAUUGUGAAACAGUCAUCGGCGGCGUAACAGGCCGAGACCGGGAAAAAGACACCACUACCUUAGAGCCCGAGAAGCCUCCCAUGGGAAUAGGGAGUCGGAGGUCAAGCUUCAGCGGUGAACCACCUUCCCUGGCCGGGCGACGAGCGAGUGUGACGAUGGAGUACGUGCCUCCGCCAGCGCGGAAGGAUCUCUUUGUCGCUUGGUGUUUAGAUAUUCAACCGCUGCCAACAACAUCUCUCAGCCCCGUGCGCCCACCAGGCAAGUCCGACGAGGAAGGCCAGCAGCGUAGCCCGGGAAAAGCAUUCUAUUCUUUCCGCACCGGCCCAGAGAUCUUGGCCAAACACAUCAGAACCUUCCUCCACACGGAAACCAAGAAGCCAUAUCUCCUUCUCUGCUGCACCGACGGAUCCCUUCGCAUGUAUGCCAUGGAAGGCGGCCUUGCCACGGCCACGCCCGUCGUUUACACCUACGCCGACCAAGACAAGGAUUCACAUGGCCUCGCCACCGAGCCGGUGUUGGUCUGGGCGGACGUGGCGAAUCUGAGGAUCGAUGGGGCGCCGUUCAGGCAGUAUUUGAUGGCAUAUACAUCCGAUGGCAUCUUCCUCGUGUACGCUGUCUCCACACCAAUCCCAUUAAUGGAACACCGUAUCCUCUCCAACCGAGUCUCUCAACUCUCGCGAGACACGCCAUCAAGUUCAUCCAACUCGCACCUCGACAGAGACUCAUCCGACCCCGCUGCGAGCGCUGGCGCACGCGGCGCGGUGCAAUCGUACGGGGCUCCAUUCACCCCAGGUGGCAAUGGACUGUCAACCAAACGAAGUUGUAGGAUGCUGGAUCCCAAGACGGGAACAUGUAUUAUUACGGCGGGGAGGGAUUGGGGGUUAGUGGAUAUGAGGAGGUUGACCAGCUGGGAUGCAAACACUCUGUCGUUGGCCGUGGGGAAACCGACGACAUCGGGGAGGGGACAGAGUGGGGUAUAGAUCAGGAAACUGCGUAGAUUUGACGAUGUUUCGCGGACAGGGAAACCAUUUAUGCGGUGGGCUCAACGUCCCGGUGUUCACCAGAAUGUUCAUUGCGGUUCCAAGACACUAUUCUACAUGUACACUUUACUGUAAGCUAGCUGGCUAGCCAUGCGUAAACUGCCCACAUCAAUAAGUAC